Messenger RNA from Aureobasidium subglaciale EXF-2481, 555 nucleotides. RefSeq lists its product as uncharacterized. The coding region runs from base 1 to 555 and encodes 184 amino acids. The transcript is spliced from 4 exons. NCBI's taxonomy places the organism in Eukaryota, Fungi, Ascomycota, Dothideomycetes, Dothideales, Saccotheciaceae. The record is from RefSeq and is a predicted model, not a curated record.
AUGGCUGAUGGCUGUAUCAGUGAAAGAUUGGCUCAAGCAAGCAUGUGGAAGAAGAUCAAAGCCUUCCUCUGCUGCGGCGAGGAAGAGCGUCCUGCUCUUAUGAUCGGUGAUCCAUAUGAGUUUAGACGCAUCAAUGUGGAGCUCGCUGGCCUGACGGAGCAGGAGCAAACCAUGAUCAACAGUCGCCCAGUUCCUGUCACGUUUCCUCUCCAUACUGACGGAAACGCAACCACCUCGACUGCUCGGCUGGACCGAGCCAGGGCUCACACCAGAGCACUCAGCAACUCGCUUAGGUCGGCCACUACCACCGCAAUGUCUGGUGACGGACAAAAGAAUUCCGGGUACUCUUCACUCGCCAAUGGCAGUACCUCGACGGUGCAGCCGCUCGGAACUGAAGAUGCCCAAGGUACCCACGAGAUGAAGGAAUUGCUUCUUCAUGGCAUCGGCGGUCAUGAGACCAGCAGCAGCUUCACCGGACAGGCAAGCACCGAUACAGCCAUCGCAGGCUGUGAGGAAGACGAAGACGCCAUCAGAAGCUUCCAACGCACAAAGUAG